AUGGAUGGGUACGGUGACCAAGGACGCAAUAUGUUACGCGAUGAUUCUUCAAGUAUACAUCCUAAAUUACGUGGUAAACGACGGGCUACUGAUGAUCUUUCAGGAGCAGGGGGAUCACUAGAGUCACCUCCAAGCUUAUCUGCUGUAUCAUUGCAUUUUCAUAAAUCUUCAUCGUCAUCAUCAUCAUCUCAGUCACAGAAUCAAGCCUGUGGAUCACGUCAAACAAAAGCAAUAGCACUACCGCAAGGACUCAGAUCACAGUUCGAUACGUUGGCACUAAUGGAGCAACUAAAAAAGCGCAACCUGGGACUAGAAAUUUCAACUAACGUCAAUGCGGAAUCAAUAAAUGAAACAACAGUGAAUUUGGAGGUCUGGAAGGCAAGUCGGGUAUUAGCUCGUCCUCCUGAUAUUGAGGGAUAUUUACCAGCCUGCAUUAAAGGUGUCAGGGCAAACAAAGAUAUUACUGUACAGUUCGAUAACGGUACGGAACAUGUAUUUGAAGAUGUGAUAACAUCGCUACGUGAAUACCCUGACAUACUGGCGGAUCAAGCACCAAGCUUUGAUUCGAUCAACGUUGCUGAUGUAGUUUGUGUAAAAUGGAAGAGUGACGAAAACAUGUAUCGCUUAGCAGAGGUGCUGAAAAAAACUGCUUGGCCCAUAAUGUUCCAGAUGCGUCUGCAUGUUGGUAUUUCAACUGAUUUUUGGUUUCAUCGUGCAAGUAUACGUCUGUUGCGUCCACCUUGGUAUGAUGAGUUAAAUGCAUUGAGCAGCAGCAGUUUUUUUGGUGGUGCUAUUGUCAAAAAUCGCGAUGAAAAUAGCGUAGCCUGUUCAAAUGGAUGUUUAGAAGUACUAGCAAAUGCGGCUACAAAUUUUGCACCUCUUAGUUUACAAAGUACUCAUCAAACAACCCCAUCAGGUCCUCUGAGGUCUGGUUUUUUCAGUUCAACAGAGAAUGAAUCUCAAACUUUGCAGAAAAAAUCCAGUUAUAGUGAUACUGCCGAUUCAGAUGAUGACCAAAUGAAAGAUGAUCAGGUUGAUGGUACAUCUGAUGUGAACAAUUUUUCGGGCAAAUCAACACCAAGGUCAAACCUGGGAGGAAUGGCUACAGAACGAAUGUCUGCUCAGUUUUUUGGUCUAACAUCAACACAAGCAAUUUCUACCCCCUCCACAGCAUUUGAUGAAGUUUCUCAAGCACAGCAGUUUACAGCAGCACAAGCUGCUUCAGUAUGCGCUGCUGCAAUACAGGUAAAGAUUCUGCAUCGCUUUUACCUCUACAUUAUUACUCAACAACGAAGAUAUAAAAAAGGUGAAAUCGUGACAACACCUGGUGGAAUACGUAAAAAAUUUAAUGGAAAACAAUGGCGGCGAUUAUGUAGCAAAGAAGGAUGUAAUAAGGAAUCACAACGUCGUGGGUAUUGUUCAAGACAUCUUUCACUUAAAGGAAAAUCUAUUCUUUCCGAUUCUAAUUUUGUAACUGCGCUUUCACCAGGUAUUAACUUUGAUGCUUUUUGUGGUAGUUCCAUCGAUUGGUCGCACGGUGACUUCUCAGAACUGAGUCCAGUUGAAUCACAAGGACGUCGCUUUGAUGAAACUGAUGUCGCUAAUACUCUACUGAAUCUACAUAAUACUCAUGUGCUCUUUCAAUAUUUCAUACUUCUGCGCAGUGUUGAGCAAUCUUUUGAAACACUAGGAUCAGCACAAUUGCGUCAUAUUGUUCCAACAAAUCUAUUAGCUUCAAAGUUAAUACCCAGUGGCAUGUCUCAUUUGUCUCAUUCACGCACUUUAGAAGAAACUCUCAAUGAAACGAUCAAGAUGGAUAAAAGUGUGAUUAAUUCUGGUGUAUAUCAGCACAAUUUGAAGAUUGCUACAGAUCGACUACCUGAGCAAUCUUAUCCACAACCAUGUGAUUUGUUGCCUCUUAUAUCUGUUCCAAGAAUAAAGGUCACAUUUGUUGUCUUUAAAUUCCUUGUUGACAAAAAAGAGCUAGUCGAUCCAACAAAAAGGAAGAUCUUUUUUAACAAUUUCUUGAUUCCCAGAGUUAUAUUUCAGGGUUCUUUGUCCGAACUGAAUCUUUGUAUGAAUACGACCAGUUCGUUAUUAAUGCAACUUGCCCCCCGUUUCGACCCUUUUAGUUCAUUUAAUCUGUUAUCAGAGAUAAGCAAUGCAAGGAUCUCUGAAUCAGAUGAUUCAGUGUCACCAGGAGGAGAUUUGUUAACUAAUAAGAAGCUUUCAGAGAUUGAUGAUAUAUUGGAUGAUGCAAGCACAGCUGAAACUGGUUACAUUUCUUUUUCUGUACAAUUUACAUUUGCUGUAGAUCCUGAAGUAGACGAUGGAAGUGAGAAACCGCAGUCUUGCAAAGGUGAUGGCUGCAUUGACGAGAACGAAAAUAUAACAGAUAAUGAAGAUUUCGAAGAAGAUUGUAGCAGUAGUGUUCAGGAACAAAUUUUUUCCGGAAUUGAAACAAGUGGUAUUUUUUUGAUGAAACACAAUGUAGUUACCAUGAGUAUUUUAUAUUACUGGAAUCCAGCUGAAGCGCUUUCUUCUGGUGAAAGUAUUUCAAGACACGAUGUCGUCGAGGGUUAUUCAGAAGGAGAAAUCGAUCUAGAAGGUGUCAGGCAUUCUUCGGUCGCAUGGCAUCAUUUAAUACCCCAUUUGCAAAAACGAAUAUUCGAAGAUACAUUGACGGAGUUUUCAUCAUCACUUGAUACUUUCACUCAAGAUACAGAACCGAAAGAAAUUAGUGGUAAUCAGCAGACUGGAGGUAUUCGAAAGAAUUCUGAUGAAGGGCAAAGCGCUGUGAAUCAGCAGUUUGAAAGUGAAAGCGACAGAAACAUCGAACACGAAACGAGAAAUGAUUGUGGAGAUGUUUAUAUCAGAACUUUGUGUGAACUGGAUAAUUUGAAAAACAUUUCACUUGAUCAUUUCAAUUUUGAACUGGAGGAUGAUACAUUUGAAUUGGAUACAGCUGAGGAAUCUCUGUCGAGUUCACCAAAAAAGCGUAAACUUCAUAGAGAACUCACUCCUGACGUUGUGGGCAAAAAAGUUGUUCGGGAACAUAUUCGACGACCAAUGAAUGCUUUCAUGAUAUUUUCAAAGCGGCAUCGACCGUUAGUACAUGAGAAAUAUCCAAAUCGAGAUAAUCGAACAGUUUCGAAAAUUCUUGGUGAAUGGUGGUACGCUUUGGGCUCUGAAGAAAAAGAAAAAUAUCAUGAUCUGGCCAUUCAGGUGAAGGAAGCACAUUUUCGAGCUCAUCCUGAUUGGAAAUGGUGCAGUCGUGAUAGAAAAAAGACAUCGAAUGGUGUAAGAAAAGAAAUGGGAUCAAAUGGAUGUGCGAGUGAUGGUUAUGAUCUUGAUAUCUCAGCUCAGAUGACUUCAGAUUUUAUUGAUGGAAAGCCAUUUUCAUUAAUCACUUCAACUACGCCAACCUUUCGUUAUUCGAUUACUCGAAGACCAGAAAUAAGAUUAGUUCCAGAGUCAUCAGUGGUCGAUUCUGUUAGCAUUCUGUCAUCAUUUAUGUCUCCCAACAAUGUUCAGCAGAGCUACAAACAACCUUUGGAAGUGCUGCGACCAGUCAUCAGUUCGGAAAUCGAUUGUAUGGGUCAAUCACCAGCUAAUCGGUUUCUUCAUGAUGGAAACACAGCAGUCAAGUCUGCUUUACCAUUGUUUUCUCUUCCGGUGUCAAUUUCUGGUAAAAAUGAUCAUUCAGUCCUUACUAACUUGUCUCAUGGAUCUGGAAUGCCGGACACAACUGAUUUGUUCCCUCUCUUUGGCCAAACGGACUAUGCUAUGAAAACAAAAACAAAUUGGGAUUUUAUUCAAAACGAAGAUUCUAGUUGUCGUGAAGUGCAUCAGAUAACUCUUACUCAUAUGUCUCCUGUAUAUAGUAAUGUUUUCGACAGAAAUGAAAAAAUUGAUGUUUUUUAUUUCAUUGUGAUAUCUCUAUUUUUUUAUCGUUAUUCAAGCUUUUCUGUUGAAUCUACGCGAGUGUCAGAAGUUGUUUCUUCAUGUGCCAAAACUUCAUUGUUAGUUGGUCCUAAUGCGAAAGAAAAUUUAAAUACUUUUGUGCUGAUGCCAACACCAGCUCAACGAGGAAUGGCAAAAGGGCAGAGACGAAGUAUGAAUUUUGAUUACAAUGAAAACAAAUUUGAAGAAACGAGUGAAUUGGCAAAAUCCGUUGAAAUAGCUCGAAAUUCAACACUUGUGAAAUCCAAUUACAAUGUGGAUUUAACAACAGACAUUGUCAGUGAUGAUUGUGCUGUUUCGAAUUCUUCAUCAAGUAAUGAAGAUAUUGAAUUGAAAACUUCCGUAAAAAAACUCUUUAAGCGAAAUGACGAUAGUAUGGACAGGUUAGUACAAUGUAAACAACUUGUAAUGCUGGUUCUUAAUCUUGUGGAUUUCGAGAAAAAGUUUGCUAAUUUGCCGGCUUUUACUCCUGAUGAUUCGCAAAAAGGUACAUCUUCACUACCUUCAACACCUUCAGCUUUGCUAAGGACGAUAUUAGAAAAGCAUAAAUGCUGCAAAAGUAAUGGUGAUAAAUUAGAAUCACCAUUGAACACUCCUCGCAUCGUGUAUUCAACCCCAAGAACCCCAGCAACAGCAACUACUCGCUGGGAUUCAUCCUUCUUUUUCGGUCCCAAUUUUAAUCCAGCAACAGUUCAUGAUCAUGAUGAUAGUGCAUCGCCAUUACCAGUGCAAAGCCCGAAAACACCUCAGUAUACUGCAAUAGAAAAAUCAGCGAGUCGCAAAUUGCUCGAUUAUCGAAGACAAUUAGUAGUUGAAUUACUUGAAGAAUAUGGAAUGUUCCCAUCAGGUUGCAUUUUAGGACAAGCCGUUUCGGCUUUUCAAAAUAAACACCGACAAUUUUUUCCCAGUAAACAAACAUUAACUUUAAAAAUUCGCGAAAUGAGACAGAAAAUGAUGGCAAGCAUUCAGUCCCCUAUUGCACAUGUGACAGGUAACUGUAUAAAUCAGCUUGAUAUUAAUGUGGAGAAAUUAUUUUAUUAAAU
Molecule: messenger RNA, 5006 nt
Organism: Thelazia callipaeda (thelaziosis nematode)
Lineage: Eukaryota; Metazoa; Nematoda; Chromadorea; Rhabditida; Thelaziidae
Source: the annotation of a GenBank genome assembly